AUUAACAGACAGAUAGAUACAAACAUGAGACAAUAAUAUCAUCCUGUUUGGUUUGAACAAUAAAAUCAACAAUAACAGAACAAUAAAGUUUUCACUUGACCUUGGUCUUCCAGAUGCUGAGUGCCUGGUGGUCAGUCCUGCCAGGCUGGUGGUGAAGCAUGGAGACCCAGCCUCCUCUAACUGCAGCUCUGAUACCCCUGUAGAGAUGGGCUGGGAAGCCACCCAGGGAGGAGUUGGUCUAACAGACAAGGAGGUGAAGAUCCUACGCUGGAGGGUGGACAGUGUGACUGAAUGGUAUAGCACACCUACAUGCUACACAGAAGGAGGCCAGUGUCAGAAACAGCUGAACAUCACAGUUUAUAAGCUUCCAGACCGUGUCUCCAUCAGCUACAGGAAGUACCCUGAUCCGAUGGUUGAGGGGGAUCAGUACCUGCUACAGUGUCUUGUCCAGAACAUCGCUCCUAUUGGGAGACUCAGGGUGACCUUCUACAAAGUCAGUGCCACUGGUGAACAGACAGAAUUAGACACACAACAGAAAUCCAAGGACAACAUCAACACACCACAGAAUGGGACCUUCACCCUGGACUUCACCCCUGGUAGAGAUGAUGACGGGGCCCAGUUGUUGUGUUCAGCCAUGUUGGAUCUGGGACCAGAGGGACCCCAACCUCCUCCUGUAAUGGACUCAAACCGCCUCAACAUCAACGUGCACUACAAGCCUCAGAUCACUAGGAGUCCUGGAUGUUUCUCCAUGAGCAUCACGGAGGGCGGCACCAUAUCACUGGCCUGUAGUGUAAAUGUGGACUACCUGCCCAUCAUUGCAGGGCUGGCUUCGAUGGUGAUCCUCUUGGCGAUCUCUUGUUUCAUCUACUCAUCUUACUAUAAACACAGGCGCAUGAGCCAUUAACAGCUGAAAAUCAUGUUGCCACGACGACACAAGAACAAACACGUGGUGCAACACAACGGAAUGGACCAGUCCUUUAUGUAGAGGAGGGGUUGGGGUCAGAGCAUGUGAGCAGAGGUUGGAAAUCCUGAUGAGUGGGUGUGGCUCUCCACGUCCUUUCCUACCGCUCCCUCACAGAAUGGAAGCAAGUCCCCGUAGCAAUGUUCCAACAUCUAGUGGAAAGCCCUCCCAGAAGACUGGAGGCUGUUAUAGCAGCAAUGUUCCAUCAUCUAGUGGAAAGCCUUCCCAGAAGACUGGAGGCUGUUAUAGCAGCAAUGUUCCAACAUCUAGUGGAAAGCCUUCCCAGAAGACUGGAGGCUGUUAUAGCAGCAAUGUUCCAACAUCUAGUGGAAAGCCUUCGCAGAAGACUGGAGGCUGUUAUAGCAGCAAUGUUCCAACAUCUAGUGGAAAGCCUUCCCAGAAGACUGGAGGCUGUUAUAGCAGCAAUGUUCCAACAUCUAGUGGAAAGCCUUCGCAGAAGACUGGAGGCUGUUAUAGCAGCAAUGUUCCAACAUCUAGAGGAAAGCCUUCCCAGAAGACUGGAGGCUGUUAUAGCAGCAAUGUUCCAACAUCUAGUGGAAAGCCUUCGCAGAAGACUGGAGGCUGUUAUAGCAGCAAAGUGGGGACCAACUCCAUAUUAAUGCCCAUGAUUUUGGAAUGAGAUGUUCGUGUCCAUAUACUUUUGGUCAUGUAGUGUUUCUGGUUACACUUGCAGACUGGCGCAAAAUUAAAUACUACACUUCUCAAUUGCAGAUCAUGUUAAUUUCAGUAUUUAUUAACUUGCAUCGUCUAAUUCACUCAGUGAUCAUAAAGUACCAAAUAACAGGAUGUGUGCAAAGAAAGCACUAUUAUAUCUGUAUGCACAUGUGUGUAGAUUAAUGCAUUUCUUUUGUAUAUAUUUUCCCAAUAAAGAACCAUUUUGAAGUA
Oncorhynchus keta (chum salmon) is the source of this 1867-nucleotide messenger RNA. RefSeq lists its product as uncharacterized. Gene Ontology annotation, molecular function: integrin binding. The coding region runs from base 206 to 904 and encodes 232 amino acids. The record is from RefSeq and is a predicted model, not a curated record. Lineage: Eukaryota; Metazoa; Chordata; Actinopteri; Salmoniformes; Salmonidae. Gene Ontology annotation, biological process: cell adhesion. The transcript is spliced from 5 exons.